AUAUUAGAAAUACAGCAGGCAAUGUCAUUAGAGGAUAUUAAAACAACAUUACGCCGUUUUCCAAAGCUACUUGGAAGUUUAGGAAUUUUGACCACCGCCGGCAUCAUUCUCUACGAGACACCUCAGAUCCGAAAAUACCUAUCACAAUAUGUGGAAAAGAAGCAACAGGAGCCAGACAAGCGUCGCACAGAAUAUAUUUACAUUAAGUACCACAUUUAUCGGGAGUCCAUGCGCAAGUUACAACAAAAACAGGAGGACGAAAAGAAAUGGAUAAGUGUCAUUAUCAAUCCCAUCGGCAAAUGGUGGAAGUCAGCAAAGCAUUCGGUUGCCUGGCGUUUGCUAAACAUUGCCCAGAAUGGUAGCCAGGCGGAACGCUUGAAGGCAGUGCAGCAGCUUAUCUGUAUGGAUCACCUGAAGGAUUGGGAUUUCCGGCAUUUGGCACAGAUCUGUGAUGCACGUACCUCUGUCUCUCUGGCACGUUGCGGUGCCGAUAUGCGUUGGUUUAUGCCAGUGCCAAGGCGUGGCUGCAUUCGCAAUCCGAAAAUGUUGCUCAGUGAGCUGCACACGAUGCUAGAUCGGUUGCGUCCCUUGUCCUGCGUGGAUCAUUUCUUCAGCAAAUACUUUCCCAAUCAGGCUUAUUUGAAUGAAGACAGUGAAUUUUUAACGCAGGAUCAAAUAAUUUCGCUUUCUGUACAGGACACAGAUUUAAUGAAGGAAAUCAUCUCUUUUUUGCAUCACAUCACCAAGGAUACAAAUGUUGCGGCACAGAUUGUACACAAAGGCGGCUUAAUGCAUUUAAUGGAACUGCGCAAGAUUUUCGCUGAUGAUAAUGAAACACUUUCCACACUGUGCAAAGUUCUAGCCAAUUUGUCCUUGGUGAACGAUGCCGUGGAGCACUUCUUUGUGUCCGGGUGGGUGGGUGUACUGGCUGAAUGGCAGCAAUGCCCUGAUCUGCGCCUCCAGGUCAUAUCAGCCAAAACGAUGGCUAAUUUGGAUCACGAUGAUCCUAAUCAAUUUACAUAUCCACCCAAUGUAUAUCCGUUGCAUCCACGUGUUCGCACCCGGCGCAAGCCAAAGGCGGAUAUUGUAUUCAUACAUGGAUUAUUAGGAGGCGUUUUUAUCACAUGGCGUCAACGGGAUCGUAAGCCCACCGAAUUGGGACUCUAUGGCAAGAAUGCUUUCUAUACUAGCGAAACAGAUGAUGUAUUUCUUGUGGGCGAACAGAAGAGGAAUGGAAGUAGGAUACAACAUAACAGACAACAGGGCAGACCUUUAAUACCUGCACAAUCACAAGCCAGUAACGAUCCAAACAAGCAAAGUAUCAAAUCGAAAGACGCUUUGCUUAUGACGAGCAAAAAGAAAGUGGAGGAUACACAUCUGAACAUCAGCGAUACGGCUACCAAGGAGUUUAUGGAAACUUUAUGCAGUGAGUCUGAGCUUGAUUCGGAUUGGGAGGUGGUGCAUCCAGAUAUACCACUGGACGGCAACGAGAAUUGUCGUGGCAAUUUUAGUGUCUCGGGCAAUGAAUGGAACAAUCAGGAUAGUAGCGAGGAGUAUACAAAUUGUUGGCCCAUGGAGUGGUUGCCGGAUGAUUAUCCGGAUUCAAGAAUCAUUGGCAUUGACUAUACGUCCGCGGUGACCGAGUGGUCGGCUAACUUUACCAAGUAUUGUCCCUGUGAGAAGGGCCAGGGUCAUAUAGAUGUGCGGGCCAGCUCGCUGUUGGAACGUAUUGCAACCGCCGAUGUGGGAAAUGGCCGGCCAGUGGUCUGGAUUGGUCAUUCCAUGGGAGGACUGCUCACUAAGCUAAUACUGCUGAAAUCUUUGGACUCCUUGGAACAGUCUGUGCACCAGAUAUCCAAAAAUACGCAAGGAAUUGUAUUUCUGGGUACACCGCAUCGUGGUUCACCUAUUGCGAAAUGGAAACAGCAUAUGCAAAUGAUUUUGUCGCCAUCGAUUGAGGUUAAGGAAAUGGAGGAAAACGCCCCAAAAUUGCUGGAAAUGCAUCGCCGAUUUAUGGGCUGCCUGCAUACAGUCCUGCGUCACGUGAGUGUCCUUAGUGUGGCGGAAGGAUCACCCACCAUGCUGACCACAUUUAAGUUCCCACUGCGCAUUGUAACGGAGGAGUCGUCGAGGAUCGAUUUCGGUGAAUUCUUUUUGCUCAAAGAUGAUCAUCUUAGCUUGUCUAAGCCGAUCUAUCGCCAAUCGUUUCUCUAUCAACGACUGCUUCACGUGAUAAACGAGGCAAUCGCACAGAGCUCUGAUCCAAAAAACAUAGAUGAGCCAUCUUUACCUAAUACUGAUAUACUCACAAUGAAUAUUGUCGCUGUGGUACUUAAGGGGGCAAAGGGUCUAUUCGAAAUGCUGCCACGCGUAGCCCUGCGUUUCACAACAUAAAAAGCCAAUCCGAACCAAUUCAGAAAUAUUCACAGACACACGCUAAACACGCUUGUACCUUGAUUAAGCUAUGCAUCCCAGCUAGGAAUUUUAGUUUGUAGUUCAUCGAAUUCAAUAGUAUUUUUCGUUAGUUCAACUUAGCACCUAGACGUGUGUUCAUAAUGUGUAUAUUUACAUUAAUAUAGGAAACGACU
This is a messenger RNA of Drosophila hydei, 2588 nucleotides long. Its product is annotated as protein SERAC1. Lineage: Eukaryota; Metazoa; Arthropoda; Insecta; Diptera; Drosophilidae. The record is from RefSeq and is a predicted model, not a curated record. Bases 22 to 2394 code for a protein of 790 amino acids. The transcript is spliced from 5 exons.